Messenger RNA from Daphnia pulex (common water flea), 2402 nucleotides. Its product is annotated as transmembrane protease serine 9-like. The record is from RefSeq and is a predicted model, not a curated record. Bases 27 to 2288 code for a protein of 753 amino acids. Gene Ontology annotation, biological process: proteolysis. NCBI's taxonomy places the organism in Eukaryota, Metazoa, Arthropoda, Branchiopoda, Diplostraca, Daphniidae. Gene Ontology annotation, molecular function: serine-type endopeptidase activity. The transcript has 8 exons.
CGCUCAGACUUGGCGGUACGAAGGUGAUGAAAGGCACCUCAUUCGCUACUAAAUUUAUUGCAUCUCUGGAAGCUUCCGAGAUGGGUCGUCACUUUAUCCUCCCGUUUUUAAUAUCAGGCUUAAUAUGUGUGACGCAAAUUUCUUCGCUGACGUUGCGCAGAGCGACGGACGAAUCGCAAAUGGUGGCCAGUAUGCUGGAGUUGGCAAGAGCGGCGGACAUUAAAGCGGCUUGCCCACGAUCUGAUACUUUCUGUCUACCAAGAGUCAAAUGCCCCGUCAAGUUUGUCGUGUACGAUCGUGAAGCCCAGCGUUUCAUGGAAGGUGUUGACAAGUUUAAAGAUAAUUUCGGCUGUGGAGCAUUUAGCCCCACGUGGACCUACGUCUGCUGCUCUAUGUUGGACAAGUUGGAUGAAGACAGCUGGAGACCCAAGCCCGAUUUGUGGUUCUUUCCUUCCCACGAUGGAUCGGCACCUGCCAAGGAUGUUGAUCCUUCUGCUCCGUUUCCCAUCAUGUUGCCAUGGCCAGGUUUCGAAGAUGUCCACAUCUCGUUUGAGGACAAACACUCGAAUGGUAGUGAGCAUAACCCAACAACAGAGCAGCCUUCAACUACAGCAGCCAGCACAACUGAGAAGCCCAAAGAAAAUAAGCAGAGUGUGAGAAGUGCACAACAGCCAUCACCAGUCCCGCAAACAGUUGCUCCUCCGCCCAUGGUGGCAACUCCAGACCCGCGGAUGAAUUGGUUCAAUCCUAAUGCCAUGAUGUUUAACCAACCUCUUCCGUGGAUGUUUCCACCUUCGGCUGGCAACUUUGAUCCGAGAUUUCCCACCAACGACCUGAGACUCAUGCAGAACUUUGGUCUGCAAGAUCCUCGACUUUUGCAAAGUUUUCUGCCGCCACCUCCUCAGUCGGAUUGGACGGAAAUGAUUCUCAUCUUUCAAGACGGCUCUUUUCAGCGCACCAUCCGAGACCGCCGCCCUAUGAGUAUGGCGACAGUUUCUGAUGGACGCUCGCCAAUUCCGAUGGAUGCUUCGCGCCGACCAACUUUAGACAUUUCACCUCAGACUCAAUCAACGCACACUAUUGUUGCCGAAACGGAAAACCCACCUUCCUCUAGAACUAAACGAGCUACCGCUUCGAAAACAUUUAAGGUGCCUCCCGCUUCCGGCGGAAUGUGGAUGAACACGACUUCUGAAGGAGAAGGGCGAGCUCUUUUACCACCACCCAAAGCCGUUUGGGGAAAUCCAGCUUCCGGUCCAGUGCCAUACAAACCCAUUCCUCCCAUGUACGGCGUCGACAAUGAACGUUGUGGCGUUUCUUCGUCGAGUGGCAUCAAUGCCCGCGUGCUAUCCGGACGCAAACCCAGUUCACAGCUGGAAGCCGAAACAAGUUUCGCCGAAUUUCCGUGGCACGUCGCUGUGGUGAACGGAGAAACGGGCGAUUAUCUUUGCGCCGGUACCAUCAUCUCCGCUCGCUUCAUCAUGACGGUGGCCCAUUGCGUGCGCAAGUUCCAGCUCACUCUGCUCUUCGUCCGUGUAGGAGACUGGGAUUUGAGCGGCGUCGGAGAAAUGUUUCCCUCGUACGACGUUGAAGUCCAGAGUGUCAUCGUACACGAAGAGUUCUACGCUGGAAAUUUGCAAAACGACAUUGCUCUGCUGCAACUGAAAUUUCCGCUGGAUUUUAGCGUCAUGCCUCAUGUUGGGACCAUCUGCCUGCCACCUUCCAGCGAGCCCAUCUACUCGGACUGCAUCGUCACCGGAUGGGGCCAACAACUCUCCACUUCAGAAGCCAAAGGUGAUGCGGCAACUUUCAGUCGCACUUUGAAACAAACCAGCCAAACUCUGGUGACGUCCCUAUUCUGCGAAAAGGCCCUUCGCCCGUUCCUCGGCCAGUUUUACCAACUCCCGAAAAAAGGUUUUGUGUGCGCCUAUGACAAAGAUGGCAAAGAUUCCUGUUUCGGCGACGGAGGAGGAGCCCUGGCCUGUCUAGUCAACGCACCCAACUAUCCAAAGCCCAUGCAAUAUCACGUCGUCGGACUAGUUUCUUGGGGAGUGGGUUGUGGUAUGCCCAAUGUCCCAUCGGCCUACACGGCCAUUUGGGACUAUCUGGAUUGGAUUCGCUCCAAAGUCAGUCCUCUCGAUCCUUAUCCAACGGCCAAUCCACAGCCUUUGAAAGAACCUAGUCCUGUUAUUCUGGUGCGUUCCAACGAAGCUUCCAGCACCACAGCAGCCCCUUCGACGACAGCGGCUCCUAUGAAACUAAAGGAUUUUAUUGAUUUAGCAUUUACAUAAAGUUCUAUUUAUUUUGUUUUUGUAAUAUGUCGUAGCCUUAAUUAUUUUAAAUGGAUGGUUUGGUGCGUUUUUUCAUGAUUGAAAAUAAUAAUAAUAUAACGUGGAAAAACAUUA